AUGUCACCCAUCUCAAUUGCUCUUGGGUUUAUUGCCCUGAUAGCGUGCUGCCAGUUAAUAUGGACUCGGUAUCGAAGACACUUGAGCUCCAUCCCUGGCCCAUUUGUGGCCAGCUUCAGCAAUCUUUGGAAGGUUGCAGCCGUCUACUGUGAGGACAUGCCGGGGUGGAAUAUAGGAGUCCAUGAAAAGUACGGGCCAGUCGUACGAAUUGGCCCAAGUCACGUAUCUUUCAGCAGUCCAGAGGCUUUUCAGACUAUUCAUGCCUCAAGGCAAGCAUUUGCUAAGACAAAUUUCUAUGAAGUAGGCGCUCCACCUUAUCAUGGUGAGCUCCUUGAAAACCUUUUUUCUCUCAGAGAUACACAACGCCACACUACUCUGAAAAGAACUAUCGGAGGUUUCUACACAAAGACCGCUGUGAAGGAUUUCGAGUCCAAGAUUGACACGUGCGUUGGUCUGUUCAUGAGUAAACUCGGAGAACACGUCGGCAGUGAAGCUUUGGAGCUCGACAUGUCGAUGUGGCUUCACUUGUUCGCUUAUGACUGUUUGAGCGAGAUCAAUGUCUCAGAGCGGCUCGGUUUUCUUGAGGAAGGAAAAGAUGUUGGGGGCAAGAUCGCCUCUGCUGAUCAAAUAUUCUAUUUGGUCGGACUGCUUACUCAGGCACCCGUUCUGCAUUUACUUUAUAAUUUUCUCAGAGAUUUGAAGCCUGCGGAAGAGGCUGAGCCCAUAUUUAGGUUUACUCUUGAUAAAAUCAGGUCCAGGGAGAAAGCAUCCCAAACGCAGAAAGACAUGCUUGAUAAACUGCUCGGGCUUCACCAAGAACAGCCGGACAGACUGUCUAUACGAGAUGUCACCGCUGCUGUCUAUAUAAAUCUAACGGCGGGUCACGACGUGCUUGCGAUUACCCUUCGUGCAAUAUGGUACUACCUGGCCAUCAACCGGAGCAUUCUAAACAAAUUGCGAACCGAGAUAUUCGAGCUGGGUCAUGACCUUUCAUCUCCCGCAGUUCCUUGGGAAAAAGUCUCGAAGUUGCCUUACCUUAACGCCGUGAUACAAGAAGCCUUGAGAAUCCACCCGAAUACGGGGACGAUCAUUGAACGCAAAGCUCCAUCCGAGGGUGUCGUAAUUGAUGGUUACAGCAUACCUGGAGGCACUACUGUGGGCGUCAACGCAUGGGUUCUCCACCGAAACAAAGAUAUCUUCGGUGCUGAUGUUGACAAAUUUCGCCCCGAGCGAUGGUUAGAAGCUAGCGAAGAGAAAAGGCUCGAAAUGAGCCGCUAUCUAUUUUCUUUUGGAGCGGGUGCACAUACUUGCAUUGGAAAGAACAUUGCUAUUAUGAUGAUAACGAAACUGAUGGUUGAGUUUUUCCAACGAUACGAUAUGGCACUCGCACAUCCAGAGAGGAAGUGGAGAGUCCAUGGCAGCUGGGUGACUAAGCAGACAGAGAUGAAUAUGGUUGUUCGAAGUCUGUAG
This is a messenger RNA of Pestalotiopsis fici W106-1, 1470 nucleotides long. RefSeq lists its product as uncharacterized. Bases 1 to 1470 code for a protein of 489 amino acids. Lineage: Eukaryota; Fungi; Ascomycota; Sordariomycetes; Amphisphaeriales; Sporocadaceae. The record is from RefSeq and is a predicted model, not a curated record. Gene Ontology annotation, molecular function: heme binding; iron ion binding; monooxygenase activity. The transcript is spliced from 7 exons.